Molecule: messenger RNA, 4816 nt
Organism: Daldinia vernicosa
Lineage: Eukaryota; Fungi; Ascomycota; Sordariomycetes; Xylariales; Hypoxylaceae
Exons: 4
Coding region: 191-4705 (1504 amino acids)
Source: RefSeq, a predicted model, not a curated record
CGGAACCCGAUUGAGGUCGAGAUAGAACCGAGAAGUCAUCAUCGGCGGCGAAAAUUUUCUAGACGGUAACUCAGGCGGUAAUUCACUCACACAAAAUGAGAAACGUGCAAAAAGUCCGUUGAGGAAUGAGUCUGUCCUUUCGGAAAAGUCACACCGUAAGGUCAGGAGCGCCAGUCAUGACCGGAGUGUUAUGCAAAAAGCUGUCGAGAAAGCGAGCAAACCUGAGCGAAGACAUAAGUCGAAGAGUAGAGUAGGCAGCUCUGGCGACAAAGAAAACGAGAGACGUAGAUCUAAAGGGAGUAAUAAGGAAUCCAUGGUCUCAGUUGCUGAUUCGAGCAUGCUCUCGUCGCAAAUAACAUCCAGCCACCGUUCAUAUGAUACACAUUCCUCCAAGGUUUCAAUUAAUAAUCCGAAACUUCUCGAAACCGUAGAGGACGCCAUCCGACGCCUCAUUUUACCGGAGUUAGAUGCUAUCAAGAGAGAGAGGAGCCAACGCGACUCCCGGAGGCCCAAAGAUCGGGAGUCGCUUUCGAGUCUCACCUCGGUGUCUCGCGAGGAGAUCUCUGUUCCAAACAGAAGGAAGUCUGCUGACACAGCCCAAUCGACAAAGUCGAAGGAACGGCGCGAUAGAGAAGCGAGAAACGAUUUAUCGCCUCAGAGUAGUAUUGAAGAAGUCUCUGUUCUAGAAGAUAUACCAGAUGAAGAGCUUACACCACGUCGUGACCAUGAUAAGCUUACCGAUGCCGCCCUGGGCGCUGCAGUUUCCGGUGCUGCACUCCGGUCUAGAGGUGAUGAAAAGAGACAGCGGCGGAGGAGACGCGCGGAAAAUCCUAAACACGAUGUUGAUGAGAGAUACGGAGAUGGUUAUGAAGAAGCAGAGCACAAGGUAGUGCCACCCAUGCCUCUCCAAAGCGAAAUUAAUGCAUCCGAUAUGACGCGAACGUCGAUAUUAUCGGCGGAGACAGAUCGACCUCACUCUGCUAGUGAAGAGAUGACCCCAGGUAGGGAGGCCACGAGAGGUAUCGCCUCAGUCGAGCCCAUCCAGGAGACGCCUUCGCCGUCGAGGUCUCCUACCCACAACAUCCAGGGUUUAGGUGCACACCACGCCAACGUCUCCCAUGGUGAUCUCAAAGCCCUCCCUCGCAAAGGCAAUGCCGACUACCAGGAGGAAUACAAGAAUGAAGAAUACGGGAACCGAUACGAUGACGAAUACGACGAAAACAGUCAACUCUCAGAGCCUGGUCUGUAUGAUGAUGAGUCGUCACCCAUACAAUCUUUCUAUGGGUCACAGGAUGUUCCGGCUCCUUUACGUUAUGUUCCAUACCAACAGGAACGGCGUGGCUUAAGUCCAAUUCAGAGCGUAUCAGGGUUUACAGAGGGAGAAAGCGAUAUCCAUGGGCGACUGGAUUCUAGAACUAUACAUACCGCGAGCGAACUCUCGUCUCCCGAGAAGUCGCUGUAUGACCGUGAUCUUCACUCACCUAGUUCGGUCCCGAGUAAUCUUCGAGGCCGCGAGUUUGUUGAUGAAGCUAGUAGCCUGAUGAGCUCAGGCGUAGGCUAUAGAAACCCCACAUACACUGAGGAUAGCGAACUGGACCGGGUGACUUCGGGACAGGCAGUUCAUGCUAUCGGAGGAAAUGCUGAGGUAGUGCACCAGAACUUCCCCCCUGAAUCUGCUGUAGCAUCACUGGUCGAGGGUUCACAGCUCGAUCCUUCUCUCAUGAGCGGAUCUACGGGUUUUAGACAAGACUACCGCGACUCCCAAAUUUCUUAUGAUGAGGCCGCAAGAUCGAGGGGAAUAAGCCCAAUUAAGCGUUCGCCAGAGAACCGUCACGAAACAGUCGAGCAGCAACAUGACCAAUCGCCGACCGCAUCCCAGGAACGUGACCCUUCGACUGCUUCCAGGGAAUUUGUAGAAUACGACCUCAACGAGUACGGCCAAAAAGUUGCUCGAUCUAACUAUCGCAACUCACCUACUGCUUCUGAGAGCGCCAUCACGAGCGGUGCCCUUCAGCGAGCUCUUGCCCUUAAGCAACAAAAUGAGGGCCAACAGAACCCUGCUGAGAACAAGGAAUUUGCUGGUAGGGGUGGCGCGCAAAACCAGUCCUUUAAAGAACGAGCUAAGGAUGGUUAUCGUCCUAACGCUACUCCGCGUCAUAGCGUCGAUCGACUUUCAGAUUAUGAGAAUCCAAAGAUGGGUGCUAGCGGCAUUCCAGAUUUCAACGAUCCUAUGCCGGAGAUCGGAUAUGUCGACGAUCAAGCCUCCUCUAUUGUAGAGGGGCCACUUGGUGGAUCCCAAGACGGAACUAGAGAACAUUGGCCAGAACAGUCAACACCAACUCACGAAAGAUCAUAUGCCUAUGAUCGUGCUGUAACGCCCAAGGCAAACAGGCCAGAUAACAGCCACGAUCUUGGAAUGGCCGACGUAGCAGCAGCAGCAGCUACCCUGGCAACCGCAGGGGCUCUGGCUACUUCGCAUAGCCGGCAGCCUAGCCAGGACCCGGAUGACGAGUGGCAGAGGACAUCUUGUGACCGCAAACGCGAUACCCUAGUCACAAACCCUUAUGAGGGAACCAGUCCGAUUGCCAAUCUUCCUGGCCUGGAUGGGAACAUGCUUGGCGGGACUGGUUUUGGAGCAGACGCUUACCGCGGUGGCUUCAACACGGGCAGUCCAGGAAUCCCUGGCGCUGACGAGGGCUACAUCUCCGCAGCGCCGAACGACAUCCGCGACGCAUCUAACAUGCAGGGUAAGGAUAUGGGAUUGCUGAAUGGUGAAGCUGAAGAUCCGUUUUACGCGCCUAAAGACGCGAGGCAGCUUGCGGGCCUAUCUCAAGCAAUGGGCACACCGCUUUACGACCCCUCUACUGGAACUGGAAUUGACAGGAUCCAAUCGAAAGACAUCAUUGCUUUGAUGGAACACCUUAUGGUUCGCGAUGCGCAACGAAGUGCGCGAGAUACUGAGAUACUUGUUACCCUAGUCCGGUCAGCAGCUGAAAUGCGGAACUCCUUCGAAGACCUCAAGAGGAUGUUAGUAGAUAACGCGGAUCGAGUCGUUGACGAGGUCAAAGAGGAUACAGAGAAGACAGUCAAACGCCACAUAGGCGGACCCCGACCUUUCCCCGGCAGUAGUGCGCGAUCAAUCCAAGGAGGUUCCCAGGCCGGUACAGAGGACGUGAACACUAAGAAGCGCAAUAUCCUCCGACGUGCACUUCAAGGGCUCAGUUCUAAGGGUGCUAAUGAUUUAACCAGAAUUGAGGAUUUGCUCAACCAACUACUUGACGAUGUUAACGUCCUCAAGCACCAGACCGCUGGCCCCGUAGGCACAAGCACGCGUGCUCAGUCGAUCGAGGGCAUCCAACCAGAUGUUCAGUAUGAGCAAGAUCGAGGCUACGAGCCCGAAGGCCAUGCCGGCACCUCGACAGCUAGCCAUGCAAGCCAGUCGGGACACCUAUCGAUCCCCCAGUCUCGCGGGACGUCCAACAGAUUAGCCAGCGAGCGAAAGUUUUCAGACCACCGUAUCAGCACUGUACCUGAGGACGAGGGCGAGUACAAUGACCACUCCAUGCCGCCGCCAAGCCAAUAUGAGAUGCACGGAGGAAUGCUCUCGCCCAGCUCCGAAAGAUCUAGGGGUGGUUCAGUGCCUCUUGGAACGCCACCUCAGACUGCUCAGGCGCACAAUUAUUCGAUGAGCAACGAGAACACACCUCGAACCGAAGAGAGCAAGAAGCAUAAAUCGCGGGGCUCGUCCAGUCUCUUCCCCAAAAUCUCACGGUGGUCUGAGACGACGACAUCAAGUAUAGGAAGAGUAUUCCGUAGCAGUGGGGCUUCUAAGAAGCACGAUCCCCCCGAGGACUUUCUCCGACAUCCUCCGUCUCGAUCUGGCUCGGACUUGGCCAAUUACGAUCAAUUCCAAACUCAGAACGUAUAUGAAGGGGAUAAGCUACACUCGGGCUUUUCGGAACAAGAUCUCCGCCCCCGAUCUGUGGGCGAGAACCUACCUAACACAACCGAUAUGCAGCAACCUCAACCGGCUACAUAUGCUCAUCUCGAGCCUGCUGCUUACUCUACUCCUGAGGAUCCUAAAUACAGGGUUCAUCGCAAUUCAUUAAACCUACAACACCCACAGCCACGACAAGGGCAGACAGAGCGAUUCAGAACCGCGUUGGAGACCUCGGCACAAGAUUAUGACAAUGCGAUGUCUCCGGGGUCAGCCGACUGGGCUGGCUCAGCCACCUCUCUCCACAGGCUGCCUAUGCACAGUACCAAUCGGUAUAGCGACAGCAGUGCCCUGAAUUCUGGUCAUGGAGAUGACUACAACUGGCAGCAAGAGAUGCCAUCGCCCAGUCCUCUAGGACCGCCGCGACCUCCAAAAGAGCCACUGGAUAGGUCAUCCCCCGCCCAGCACGACAGGGUAAAUAAGCUUCAAAACAAGCACGGCAGUCCUUUGCCAUUCCAUAGCGUCGAAAGCGGCUAUGGCACAGCUACGGCCACGCACGCCGGAAGUUAUCACUCUAGCAGUCCGAAGCCAGAGAACAAGAACCUAAGCGGAGCUCUAGGAGUUCCGGCUCGAAGACCUAGCGGACCUAGGGCUAUGACCCCUAGCCGCGGUAGCGACGACGGAGAGGAGAGGCGACGCAAACGAGAUACAUUUGGCACGAUAGCCAGUCCUUCAAGCGUUAUCAGCCAAGAAUCCGAGACGUUUUAAAAGCGUAUUAGUCAUUUUAAAGCGGCAAUAACCUGUCGCCAUUUGAGUUGAUUUCAGAAGCUAAAUUCAUGACUGAAUGAAUGCACGGUUAAUAAUAUGCGGCUGCUGGAU